CAAAAAUACCGAAUGCCUAUUGGCGCGUACAAGUCGUCAGCUGCUCGCGUGCCUCUCUCUUUUAAAGCAUGUUGACAGUGUGCGCGUUCACUGAGCCUUGCUCUCCUGCUGUGAGCGAACACAGUCAGGCGUGGAGGUGCGAAAAAGAUCUAUUCAACAGACGUGUAUUUAAGCCGUAUAUUUAAUCACUGAAACAAAAGCAGAGCUCAUUACUCUGGAAAAACACUUUCGUCGAGAUUCAUCAGCCAUUCAUCGUCCAGCCGUCGUCUGCAUAAACUACUUUAGGCACUCAGGGGUAGGACUACCACUCAAAUUCUCUGGCAAAACUUUAAAAGUUUUAAGUUGCUGAACGAACCAGUUAACUGACAUGGCCGUGUCGAGCAGUCCGAACACAAAAACCCUGGAGGAUCUGACGCUGGACUCUGGGUAUGGCGCCGGGGAUUCCUAUCGUUCCCUUCCCUCAUCCAGAUGCAACUCCCAGGCGCACACCAGUGCUCCUCAUCGCUCGGGAUGGUGGUGCCAUGGGGGUUCAAUGAACAGCCGCAACAACAGUUGGGACACUGUUAACGCAGCACUCCCCGAAGAGCCAGAGGACGUGCUGAACAAAUGCCCCCGGCUACCGGAGCUGGAAGAUUUUCCCUGGACUUACGAUGAUGUGGCUAAAGUCCUGCAGAAAGUGUCUGGGGAGGAUGCGAUGUUUUCGACUGAGGCCGUUCGGAGAAUAUCAGUGCUUCUGCGAAGGACACUUCUGCGGAUCUCCAGAGAAGCACAACGUCUCAGUGUAAUGCAUUGCCGUUGCACUCGCUUUGAGGUCCAGAGCGCCGUGCGCCUGGUGCUCAGCUGGGCUCUAGCGGAGACCUGUCUCUCGGCAACGGUCAAAGCUAUCUCCCUCUUUAGCAUGAGCUCCGGGGAGACCCUGCGUAAAGGUAAAUCAGCCCGCUGCGACCUCACCUUACACGUUGGACGAUUUUUUCGCUGGAUGGUGGACACUCGGGUGUCGGUGCGAAUUCACGAACACGCAGCAAUUUGUCUCACCGCUUGCAUUGAGAGUUUGCUAGAGGAGAUAGGUUUCCGUGUCUUGCUUUGGCAUAGACAGACUACACACAGCAGUUUCGGUGGCCGCGCACUUGUUGGAGUGGAUGCGGUGGAAGCAGUUGUCAACAACGAUGCUGAACUUUACGGUGUCAUGCUUCAGUACGAACAUCUGAUUUGCGGAAAAAACGCUAACGGUGAGCUGUCCCUGCCCGCGCGGUUCAGCCGCUACUCUGAGGUGGAGGCUGGGGUGGAGCGGCGGGAGGACGCCUAUGCCCAGCUGGAGCUGCGCACCCUGGAGCAGGCACUCCUGGCCACCUGCGUGGGCAGCAUCUCCGAGCUCAGUGAUCUGGUGUCCAGAGCCAUGCACCACAUGCAGGUCCAGUGUUCUGCUGGCCUAGGUUUCAGCCCUCUCAAAAAUGGCCGCCGCCAGCUGGUCUCCUGGUCACCUGAUGCACUGCAUACACUCUAUUACUUCCUGCGCAGCCUACAGAUGGAAUCUCUAGAAAACCCCAACCUGGAGCCACCCAGAAUGGCCCUCAAUCGAGAAAGGCAGUAUGUGCUGCUGCCUCCACUGGGCGAGUGGAUGCGUGUGUCUCUGGCCCACGCUGAGCAUCGGCGGAGUCUGCUGCUCGACAGCGAUGACGUCAGACAGGCCGCCCGACUACUGCUACCAGGACUCGACUGUGAACCCAGACAACUGAGGCCAGAGUGCUGCAUCAGCUCCUUCAAGCGUUUAGACUCCAGAGCGGCCACUGACAAGUUCAACCUGGACCUGGGCUUCAGGAUGCUCAACUGUGGACGCAGCGAUCUGAUUGGACAGGCCAUUCAGCUGCUGGGACCAGAGGGGGUGAAUACUAAGGACGACCAGGGCAUGACUCCUCUGAUGUAUGCGUGCGUGGCUGGGGAUGAGGCCCUGGUGCAGAUGCUUGUUGAUGCUGAGGCCAGCCUGGAGGUGUCGGUUCCAGCCUGCUCCUCCUCUCACCCCUCUGUUCAUCCCGACACGCGUGAUUGGGUGGCCCUGACAUUUGCUGUUCUGCAUGGGCACUUGUCUGUAGUUCAGCUGCUCUUGGAUGUGGGAGCAGAUGUGGAGGGCUCUGCCAUUAAGGGUGGGCAUCAGGGCUGGGCACCCUCUCCCCUUCAGCUGGCAUCUGCUGCAGGUAAUUAUGAGAUGGUGAGUCUGCUCUUGGAUCGAGGGUCGGAUCCUCUGCUCCAGAUGCAUGGUGGGGAUGCUCUGACAUCAUCACUGUAUGAGGACAUGAACUGCUUCAGUCAUGCUGCUGCUCAUGGACACAGGAACGUGCUGCGUAAACUGCUCUCACACCAUGAGGGCCGGCAGGAGGAGGUGCUCUCCCUGGAGGAGAUCCUGGCCGAGGGCUUGCAGGAGUCUGGGCCCCAGGCAAGGACCUCCAGGCAGCAGGGGGCGCCACGGCUCUGCAAGGCCAGGAUGAGAGCCAUGCAGCAGGCCUGCCUCCACAGCGCAGAGCACGGCUAUCUGGAUGUCACUAUGGAGCUCCGCACACUGGGUGUGCCUUGGAGGCUGCACGUGUGGUUGCAGUCCCUCCAGAGUGCCCACCAGCAGUCCAGGACUGAUGUGCUACUCUCCCUCCUGUCAGAGUUCAACUCCAUCGGGCGUGACGAGUACUCCCAGGCCCUGGUCUCUGAAGGCCUUCCCCUCAUGUUUAACAUCUUCAAAACUACCCAGAAUGAUGACCUCAUCAGACAGCUGGCAGCCAUCUUUAGCCACUGUUUCGGCUCUGCUCCUCCUCCUCCCAUUCUAGCCGCGCGUGACAUACCCUCCGCACAACUGGAUGCUCACUUCCUGAAUAACAGGGAAAUGUCUGACGUGACAUUUGUGGUUGAGGGACGACCAUUCUACGCCCACAGAGUUCUGCUCAUGUCCGUCUCAGAGAGGUUUAGAGCAUUGCUUGGGCCGUUGCCCUCUAGUGGACUGCUAGAGCAUAUACCCAUCCCUAUUACCAACAUCACUUACACCACCUUCCAGAGAAUGAUGAGCUACUUGUACUGUGGUGGAAGUGAGUGUCUCAGGGCUCCUCUGCCAGACCUGCUGGAGCUCGUGGCAGUGGCUGACUCUUUCCAGGUGGGGGCGCUGAAGAGGCAGUGUGAGAUUCUGUGCUCCGACAGAAUCCAGCUGGAAAAUGCUGUUCGCCUCUACCUCAAAGCCAGGCUGUGUGGAGCUACGAAGCUGGCUGUGUUCUGUGAAAGCUACUUUCUCCAGUGGAUGCCAGUCUUCCUUGAGAUGGAGGACUUCCAGAGCCUCCUUCACCCCACCUCAGGGUUAACCGCAGCGGGCUCACAGCUGGACUACCCACCCCUGGAGGGCCUGCAGACCACGCUGACCCACCGGUUACAGUCCCUCUGUGUGCCCAGCCAGGGCUGAGGAUGAGGAGGGACGAGGAGCUCAUCCCCUCAGUGGAAUCAAUAAGCUGAGACUGAAUGGAGACAGAGACAACGGGGGGAGAUGAAGAGGUGUAGACCGACACUAGAAAUAAUAGCUACUAGAGGCUUAAAGUAGCGAUACCCUCCCUGUAUAACCACAGGCCUUCAAAAUGGUAGUAGAAAUGGAGUAGAAUGGAGUAGAAAUCAUCCCAAAAAUUAGCUAAUGGAUGAGAAGGCCCUGUGAAGGACAGCUAUCCCUCUCACCGUCCGUUCUAACUCCAGGCUAGCAAGGAAUCCAGUAAGCUUUGGGACCAUUCACCGGCCCACAGACAGUUAAGAAGAACCUUGACGAUAGGGUAUGCUAAUGGUGCCCUCUAGUGGUCAGAUAUUUUCCACACAGAGGCAGGCGCAAUGAUACAGACACAUCAAAAAUGUGGGUAUCUCUCACUCACUAGUGUGUAGGAGGACCUCAAGAAGCAAACCAAUGGGAGAAAAAGAGGUUUAAUUCAGUGCUGGAGGCCGUUGUGCUAUGUAAUAUAAUCCACUGAGUAAAUGUAUAGAUGUCACUUAUUUAAUACUUACUGCAUUAAGUAAACAAUGUGAAUUUUUUUAAGAUGUUAACUUGCAUUAUAUUGGUUUGAUGUCUGUUUGAUUUUUUGUUUAGUUUUCUCUUCUUAUUGACUUUGGCUCAUAACACUCACACUGCAUCUGAAUGUGUAUAUUAAUAAAUCUCAUAUGAAGAA
Clupea harengus (Atlantic herring) is the source of this 4175-nucleotide messenger RNA. Its product is annotated as ankyrin repeat and BTB/POZ domain-containing protein 2-like. NCBI's taxonomy places the organism in Eukaryota, Metazoa, Chordata, Actinopteri, Clupeiformes, Clupeidae. The record is from RefSeq and is a predicted model, not a curated record. Gene Ontology annotation, molecular function: protein heterodimerization activity.